This is a messenger RNA of Triticum turgidum subsp. durum (durum wheat), 393 nucleotides long. The record is from the annotation of a GenBank genome assembly. NCBI's taxonomy places the organism in Eukaryota, Viridiplantae, Streptophyta, Magnoliopsida, Poales, Poaceae.
AUGGGAGGAGGCAAAAAGGGUCUGGAGAGUGCGAUCGUGUGCCUACUCGUGCUGGGGCUGGUCCUGGAGCAGGUGCAAGUAGAGGGCGUGGACUGCGGCGCAAACCCCUUCAAAGUGGCCUGCUUCAAUUCUUGCCUUCUCGGUCCUAGUACAGUGUUCCAGUGCGCAGACUUCUGUGCUUGUCGACUCCCCGCGGGCUUGGCCUCUCUACGCAGCUCCGAUGAACCAAACGCCAUUGAGUAUUGCAGCUUGGGAUGCAGGUCUUCUGUGUGUGACAACGUGAUCAGCACAGCUGACAACACUGAAGAGAUGAAGCUCUAUGUGAAACGCUGCGGUGAUGCUUGUGACAGUUUCUGUAAGGGGGAUACUCUCUUGGCAUCCCUUGAUGACUAA